Molecule: messenger RNA, 2013 nt
Organism: Endocarpon pusillum Z07020
Lineage: Eukaryota; Fungi; Ascomycota; Eurotiomycetes; Verrucariales; Verrucariaceae
Exons: 2
Coding region: 1-2013 (670 amino acids)
Source: RefSeq, a predicted model, not a curated record
AUGCGCGGCCCUAACCUCGAUCGAAUGCAAUGCCACCAGCCCAGCUACCUCGCUCUAAAAAGGUCCGCUGAAGCCGGCUGCCGGCUCUGUAGUUUCUUCUGGGCGGCUCUUGAACGAGGGGUGGGGAAGGGACCACAUCAUAACCGUAUCGCCCUCUCCCAUGUUUCAGAGCGCUACCCUGGCCGGCAGAUCUCGCUCGUGGCCUGGGGCGGAGCUGACCGCAGUCUUGACCGAAUACAUGUUAUUACCACAGGCGAGAUACCCUCGCUGUCGAGUUCAUUCGAAGCUGGAGACGAAGACGAAAAUACCACCGUGGAUCCGACCAUGCAUCCCGAUCAUCAGCUUGCACUGGAUGGAGUGGUUGAUUUGUACGCUUAUCCAGACGAUCCCGCCGCGUGGCUGGGUGGAAUAACUGGUAGGCAGCUACCCAGAACUGCUGGCAACUCUGAGGACGAUUUCCAAUUAGCGUGGAAAUGGCUGAAAGAUUGUCUAACCAACCACACCAUCUGCCCCAAUGGCAUCACGAAACCAUCACUUCCCACCCGAAUCAUUGACGUUGGACCUUCAGAUGGGUCAAUUGACCCAUAUCUACUUGAGUCCGAUGAAAGAAAAGGCUUAUAUAUUACAUUGAGCCACUGCUGGGGUGGUAUGGUACCUCUCACCACCACCACCCUUACGCUCGAGGAAAGAAAACGAUCGAUUCCCCUUGCAUCAUUACCAAGAACUUUUCGAGAAGCAGUAAUUAUCACGCGGAGGUUUGGUAUCCGGUACAUAUGGAUAGAUUCUCUUUGCAUUCUGCAGGACUCGCAGACGGAUUGGGAGAAAGAAUCGGCAGUUAUGGGAGACACCUAUACUUUCGGCUUUAUCAACAUCGCUGCAAGAGGCGCCUUAAAUGCUGAGGGUGGCUGCUUCAUUCCAAGGGAAGCGGAGCCACCGCCCUGCCUCGUGAAAUAUUUUUCUUCCGACUGUUCUAUCACAGGCUCCAUGUAUAUCCGGUCCCCAUCCUUUCAAGCUGAGCGACUCCAGGAUGCACCUUUAGACAGGCGCGGCUGGGUCCUCCAAGAGCGACUUCUCUCACCACGUAUUCUUUAUUUUGGACGUCAACAACUGUACUGGGAAUGCGCUGAGACCACCUUCCGCCAGGACGGCAAGCACUGUGAUGUUGCGACCGAUGGUUUACGCCUACAUUUGGAUUUUAAAGCGUCCGUGGUUUUUGAUGCCGCUUAUCCAUUUUCUUCCGGGAGAACACAUGCACAAUAUGACCAACAGUCCGGGCAAGUUGGAGUAACCGCAAGAAGCUUCAUACAGUGGUAUAAGGUGGUCAGGCAGUAUACCCGUCGGGACCUAACCUUUCAUACCGACAAAUUGCCCGCAAUAUCCGGCAUUGCGAAGGCAUUUCAGGCCAAAACGGGGUGUACCUAUAUUGCAGGAAUAUGGAAGGAAGACCUCAUUGCGGGCAUAGCAUGGUAUUUGACGCAACCAAGCCAUGACGUCAUAUGUAUGUCACUGCCAUCCUGGUCGUGGGCGCGCAUAAAGGGCGAAGUAUUCUUUCGAAGUCUUAGUAUUGCGGAAGUGAAAAUGCGUGACAGCUCCUGUCAACUGGUUGACGUGGCUCACAGGCUUGCAAGCGGGCUUAAUCCAUACGGCGAUAUUUUAGAUGCGAGAUUGAAAAUCCUGGGUCGACUCAUCCAAGUUCAUUAUGAAGCACUGGAACUAUCAGACGACAUGUUUAGUUUUGGACCAUCCAUAUUCGCGCUGGAUGGAAGACCAAUCGGUCGAGUUUCAUUUGAUACGUUGGCUUCCUACCCCGAUAAUGUGGCAGUGUUCUUUUGUCUCCUGUUAUAUAGCGACGACCAUAGGGCAGCGGCUUUGGCCCUAGAGCUGGAGAAAGAUCAUUGUGAAGCACUUUACAGACGAAUCGGAUACGUCAGCGUUGACUCAUCACCAAGUGGGCAGCCCGAUGGCAGAAUGCCGUUCUGGCAGUCGGAACCCCAAAUCAUCACAAUCUUAUGA